AUGACUGGUCAGCCAGCUGAGAGGGAGCGGUCUCCUCACAAUCUGUCAGUGAAGGCAACACUGGAGGAGGAGAUCGAGAGAGCUGAGAGUAUUCUGAGCAGGGUACCAUCUGUGUGUGAUGACACAUCCUCAGAGCUACAAAGGGUCGCUGCUCUCGACCCUCAUGAAGGAAACUCCAGAAACUCUUUUCAAAGGAGUGGAGCGAUCUCAAGACUGGUGAGCCUGGUUUUGAGACUGAGGGAAUGGGCACAUAGAAGCCUGUUAGAGGAGGAGGAAAGACCAGACUCUUUCCUAGAGAGAUUUCGUGGUCCUGAGCUGAGAAUCGCCCCGAGCCGCAGCAGCAACACACAGCCUGAUGCAAAUGGUAACAACACCAAAGGGAUCUUUAGGAAAAAAUGGGAUCUCUUUGUGGUGUCUCCAGCCGAUAAUGCUUACUACCGCUGGUUGUUUGUCAUUGCCACAGCUGUGCUCUACAACUGGUUCCUUGUUGUAGCCAGGGCGUGCUUUGACAAGUUACAGGUGAGCAAUUACAUCUGUUGGCUGGUGUUGGACUACAUCUCUGACCUUGUGUACAUCAUGGACACCUGCGUCCGACUACGCACAGGUUUUCUGGAACAAGGUUUGCUGGUGAAGGACCAUGCCAAGCUUAGAGACAGCUACGUCCGAACAUUACAGUUCAAGCUGGACAUUUUGUCCAUCCUGCCCACUGACCUGGCUUAUAUCUCCACUGGCAUCCACACCCCACAGCUCAGGUUUAACCGCCUGCUGCGCUUCCCACGCAUGUUUGAAUUCUUUGACCGCACAGAAACGCGCACUAACUACCCCAACAUCUUCCGCAUCUGUAACCUGGUGCUCUACAUCCUGGUCAUCAUUCACUGGAACGCCUGCAUCUAUUAUGCUAUCUCUAAAUCUCUGGGGUUUGGCUCGGACACGUGGGUGUUUCCAAACAUCUCCAAACCAGAGUAUUCCUCGCUGACUCGGAGUUAUGUCUACUGUCUGUACUGGUCCACACUUACUCUCACCACAAUCGGAGAGAUGCCAGCACCAGUGCGAGAUGAGGAGUACCUUUUUGUGGUCUUUGACUUUCUUGUUGGAGUGCUGAUAUUUGCCACAAUUGUUGGAAAUGUUGGCUCCAUGAUUGCCAACAUGAAUGCCACUCGUGCCGAGUUUCAGGCUCGGAUAGAUGCCAUCAAGCACUACAUGCACUUCCGCAAAGUCAGUAAAGAACUGGAGACACGUGUGAUUAAAUGGUUUGACUACCUCUGGACCAAUAAGAAAGCUGUAGACGAGCAGGAAGUGCUGAAGAACUUGCCAAACAAACUGCGGGCUGAGAUUGCUAUUAAUGUUCACCUGGAGACACUGAAGAAAGUACGGAUUUUUCAAGACUGUGAGGCAGGACUGCUGGUUGAGCUCGUGCUCAAACUCCGCCCGCAGGUCUUCAGCCCAGGAGACUACAUCUGCAGGAAAGGGGACAUAGGGAAGGAGAUGUAUAUCAUUAAAGAGGGGAAGCUGGCUGUGGUGGGCGAUGACGGGGUCACACAGUAUGCUCUCCUCACAGCCGGGAGCUGCUUCGGGGAAAUCAGCAUCCUGAACAUAAAGGGAAGCAAGAUGGGGAACCGGCGUACAGCCAACAUUCGCAGCUUGGGUUACUCUGAUCUCUUCUGUCUCUCCAAGGACGACUUGAUGGAGGCUGUGACCGAGUACCCAGAUGCUAAGACUGUUCUAGAGGAGAGGGGCAGAGAGAUCCUGAUGAAGGAGGGUCUGCUGGAUGAGAACGCAGAGAGCGGUGGGCUGCAAAAAGAGGACACAGAGGAGAAGGUGGAGAGGCUGGAAUCCUCUCUGGACACUCUUCAGACUCGUUUUGCCCGUCUGCUCAGCGAGUACACGCACACUCAGCUGCGGCUGAAACAGCGCAUCACUCUGCUGGAGCGGCAGCUGAACCAAACAGACUGUGGAGCAGAUGCAAGCGAUGACAAUGACGCAGGUGCAGAGACUACCAAUGAAACUAACUCUGGACCUGAUGGGUCUUCACGUUGGAAUGGUGCGCAAAAAGAGGACAUAAAGAGACCAACAUCAAAACAUUAACUGUCAUGAUUAGGAUAUCUCUACCCUCAUUGUCUCAAAGAUUCAUUUUGAGUAUAGCAAAACAUCAUGAUGCCUUUUUAGCCUAAAAAGUAAGAAUGUUUUCUCACUUCAGCUGAGUGUAAAGAGAAGUAUGCAUGCCAAUA
Molecule: messenger RNA, 2228 nt
Organism: Cheilinus undulatus (humphead wrasse)
Lineage: Eukaryota; Metazoa; Chordata; Actinopteri; Labriformes; Labridae
Product: cyclic nucleotide-gated cation channel-like
Exons: 6
Coding region: 1-2085 (694 amino acids)
Biological process (GO): monoatomic cation transmembrane transport
Cellular component (GO): plasma membrane; intracellular cyclic nucleotide activated cation channel complex
Molecular function (GO): intracellularly cAMP-activated cation channel activity; cGMP binding; intracellularly cGMP-activated cation channel activity
Source: RefSeq, a predicted model, not a curated record